Gadus morhua (Atlantic cod) is the source of this 5361-nucleotide messenger RNA. Its product is annotated as cadherin-2. The record is from RefSeq and is a predicted model, not a curated record. Gene Ontology annotation, cellular component: catenin complex; postsynaptic specialization membrane; adherens junction. Bases 160 to 2964 code for a protein of 934 amino acids. Gene Ontology annotation, molecular function: beta-catenin binding; cadherin binding; calcium ion binding. Lineage: Eukaryota; Metazoa; Chordata; Actinopteri; Gadiformes; Gadidae. The transcript is spliced from 16 exons. Gene Ontology annotation, biological process: cell-cell junction assembly; calcium-dependent cell-cell adhesion; adherens junction organization.
CGACUAGCCCGUUGCCUCAGUACCAGGCAGGCAGGAGGAGGGUGGAACAGCGCUGAGCCGAUUAGACGAGGAGGAGAAUAGUCCGAGAGAGGAAGGUUACUCCAUGCUGGCCGUGAUCUAACGGGCUAUAAAAAGCUCUGGAUUCAGCGUCUUUAACACAUGUAUAUUUUGGAAUUCCAGGAGUCCGUAUUAACAAUGCACUUCAUCAGAGCCGCUGGGAUCCUCAUCGUGGCAUCGUUAACGUUACAGGCUGUUUGUGUGUAUGGCGGAGCGGCGCAGGGGUCUGUAGGGGCGGAACAGGUCUCGAUUUCAUGCACCAGGGGCUUCCCGGACCAGGAGUAUAGUAUCAUGGUGGAUGCAGACCUGCAGAAGGGACAGCAUCUCCUCAACGUGAGCUUCAGGGACUGUGGUCAGAGCAGGGUGGUAUUUGAAGCAAAGGACCAGUCGCACUUCAGGGUCGGUGUGGACGGUGUCCUCUACGCUGCACGCCACCUCCACCUGUCCGAUGAGGAGACCACCCCGUUGGUGGUGUACGCCCGAGACACGCAGUCCAAGCAGGUGUGGAAGAUGCAAGUGCAUUUCAUCUUGCAAGAAAAGGGAACGAAAGAGGUGAAGACUGCAGGUGAUGCAACCGGGUUCCGGCGGGUGCCUGAGAUUGUGUUUCCGUGGCACAGCCAGGUUGUCGGGGGCGACGGCUCUGUGGUGAGGCGAGUGAAGAGGGACUGGGUGAUCCCGCCCAUCAACGUGCCGGAGAACUCCCGGGGACAGUUCCCAGAGGAGCUUGUCAGAAUCCGUUCGGACCGGGACAAUAACCGUCUCCUGCGCUACAGCGUGACGGGCCCCGGGGCCGACCAGCCCCCCACGGGCAUCUACAUCAUCAGCCCCAUCUCUGGCCAGCUCUCCGUCACCAAGCCCCUGGACAGGGAGCACAUCGCCAACUUCCAUCUAAGAGCUCAUGCGGUGGACCUAAACGGGAACCAGGUGGAGAACCCCAUCGACAUCGUCAUCAACGUUAUCGACAUGAAUGAUAACAGACCAGAGUUCACCCAUACCGUAUUUAACGGCUCUGUACCGGAGGGAUCCAAACCUGGGUCAUUUGUGAUGACAGUGACUUCUAUAGACAAAGAUGAUCCCAAGACGGCCAACGGGAUGCUGCGAUACAAGAUCCUGUCCCAGAAUCCUGAAAGCCCCUCCUCCAACAUGUUUACCAUCAACAACAAGACGGGCGACAUCAUCUCCGUCGCAGCGGGUCUCGAUCGGGAGAAAGUUCCACAGUACACUCUGAUCAUCCAGGCAACAGACAUGGAGGGAAACCCUACCUACGGCCUGUCCAACACAGCCACCGCCAUGAUCAGAAUUACGGACGUAAACGACAACCCGCCAGAGUUCACCACAGACAUGUUUUUCGGCGAUGUUAAGGAGAACCGGGUCAACGUGAUCGUAUCCAACUUGACGGUGACGGACAAGGACCAGCCCCACACUUCGGCCUGGAAUGCAGCAUACCGGAUCAUCUCCGGAGACCCCACCGGACGCUUCUCCAUCCCCACCGACCCCACCAGCAACGAGGGCCUGCUCACUGUGGUCAAGCCCAUCGACUAUGAGCUCAGCCGCUCCUUCAUGCUGACGGUGGUGACGGAGAACGAAGUCCAGCUGGCACGCGGCAUCCACCUGCCUCGCCAGUCCACCUCCACCGUGUCGGUGCGCGUGGUCGACGUCAAUGAGAGCCCAGAGUUCUCCCCGGACCCCAAGUCCAUUAAGCUGGAGGAGGGCCUCCCCGCCAGCUCUCUGCUCACCACCUUCACCGCCCAGGACCCUGAUCGAUACAUGAGGCAGACCGUCCGGUACACUAAGCUGUUCGACCCGGCCAACUGGCUGGAGAUAGACAACCUCAACGGGAGGAUUUCCACCCGGGCAGUACUGGACAGAGAGUCGCCCUACGUCAAGAACAACCUCUACAACGUCACCUUCAUGGCCAGCGACAACGGAAACCCCCCUGCCAGUGGCACAGGCACCCUGCAGAUAUACCUGCUGGACAUCAACGACAAUGCGCCGCACGUUUUCCCCCCUGAGGUGGAGAUGUGCGAGCGGCCCGAGCCCAACGGCAUCAACAUCACAGCCAGCGACCCCGACCUGAUACCCAACGCCGGCCCCUUUGCCUUCGAGCUGGCAAAUCGGCCCCUGGACACCCGCCGCAACUGGACGCUCAUGCGUCUCAACGGUGAACAAGCUCAGCUGCGCCUGCGCAUCGGCUUCCUGGAGAGCGGCAUCUACACGGUACCCGUCAUCAUCACAGACUCGGGCAACCUGCCCAUGUCAAACACCUCCUACCUGCGCGUCAAGGUAUGCCAGUGUGACCAGCACGGGGACUGCGUGGACAUGGAGCGCAUCAUCGCCGCCGGCCUGGGCACUGGGGCCAUCAUCGCCAUCCUGAUCUGUAUCAUCGUGAUGCUGGUGAUGGUGCUGAUGUUUGUGAUGUGGAUGAAAAGGAGGGACAAAGAACGGCAGGCCAAGCAGCUCCUCAUCGACCCAGAGGACGACGUGCGAGACAAUAUCCUGAAGUACGACGAGGAGGGGGGAGGAGAGGAAGACCAGGACUAUGACCUGAGUCAGCUGCAGCAGCCCGAUGCCCUGGAGGCCGAGUGUGUGAAGGUGGGCAUCCGGCGCCUGGACGAGAGGCCCAUGCACCACGACCACCAGUACCCCGUACGCUCCGCCGCACCCCACCCGGGGGACAUCGGAGACUUCAUUCACGAGGGCCUCAAGGCGGCGGACAACGACCCAGCGGCGCCACCCUACGACUCCCUGCUGGUGUUCGACUACGAGGGCAGCGGCUCGGCAGCUGGCUCCCUCAGCUCCCUUCACUCGUCCUCCAGCUGCGGUGACCAGGAGUACGACUACUUGGGGGACUGGGGCCCCCGCUUCCACCGGCUGGCCGACCUGUACGGUGGCGGCAGUGACGACUAGGUCCGCAGCGCUCCAUCGCCGCUGCAUCACCCCUACCCUGCCCCCACCUGCACACCUCCCCCUUCCCCCCGGUGCUCCGAUCCACUCCAGAGUGAUAAGGAUAGUCGAGGAGGAGAGGGAGGGGUAGGGGGAAGGGUGGGAAGGAUGAGCCUAGGAUAUGGAGGUGUCAGACAUGGGAGUGAGGGAAGGGGAGGUGCUGCACAACAGGGGGACGGGGGAAGUUAUCACAGGUGCUGUGGGGGUAGGGGAAGGGGUAUAUGAUUGUUAUUGAUGGAAGGGAUCAUUAAGGACAUGACGUGGGAAUGAAACAUGUGCGAAUUCUCUAGAGGACAGCCUACAGAGGGACUGCACUGUCGAGGAUGUCUGAUGAAUAACAACAAAACAUGUUGCGGACAGAAGAACCGCGAUGCGGGGCUGACUUUCUAGCGUGCUCGGCAUUUCCAUGACAGUGGCAUUGAGGAGUAGUUGAAUGCCAACGCUAGCGUUCAUGUAAGCUGAUCCGGCGGAUCUGAGCAUAUGCGAUGACUGGCAUCGGGGGACCCUUGUGAUGCAAGUUGAUAUGCUUCCUGGAAGCAGCUAGCUAGGAACGCUCACGGGGGCCCCGAGGAGCUUAAGGUUAACAGCAGAUGAGGAUUGCAAGUGCACCUAGCCAUGCUGAAGACGCUCAUUUUACACUUGAAACUCACAGUACAGAAGCACUGGGUAAAAAUGUGCCUUUUUGUACAUUUUUUUUAUUUUGUUGGUUGUUUUAUUUUCAAUGCUUUCAAGCUCCUGAACUUUUGCAACUUUGGCAUUGACUGUAAAUGAAAAUGUGUUGCCAGGAAUCUGUCUGUUUCUGUGUGUGUGUGUGUGUGUGUGUGUGUGUGUGUGUGUGUGUGUGUGUGUGUGUGUGUGUGUGUGUGUGUGUGUGUGUGUGUGUGUGUGUGUGUGUGUGUGUGUGUGUGCGUGUUUGAGUGUUUUUUGCAUGUGUCUGUGGGCAUGUUUGGGUCAUAUCCCAUUGCCAGAGUGUGUUUUUGUUUGUAUAAACCAUUCCCACAGAGAAACACUGGAAUGAAGCUUCAAAGGACAAACCCUGUGUGAGAGACAGCUUUGGAAAUGGCACCAGUCAAAAAUAAAUACAACUCUUCUGCACAGCAAGGAUAGACAUCUCAUUAAUUUGCAUCUGAUACCAUUACUACGUUGACCAUAGAGCUACCUAUCUGUUUAGUUCUUUCACAUUCUGUUGUUGUUGCCUGACCAUUUCAUUGGUCAAACACAAAUGAGGGCAAACAAGGUAUUUAUUGCGAACUGCAGAUUCAAUUCAAUUCAAUUCAAUUUUAUUUGUACAGCCCUUAAUCGCCAUUACAGUCUCAAAGGGCUAAACAGGCCAAAUGUUUAUUACACCCCCUUUACCCAAGCCCCCACAAGGGCAAGAAAAAACUCCCUUUAAUUAACAAGGAAGAAAUCUUGAGAAGAAACGCAUAGUAGGGGAUCCCUUCUUCCAGGGAUGGUCAGGAGUGCAAUGGGUGCCAUAAUUGACAUACAGGUAAAUACAUGCAAAUCAUAUUAAAUUGAUGAUGUGGUGCUGGCUGGUUAACCAUGAGGAGAGUCCAGGCAUCCAGUCCAGUCACCGCAACACGCUAGAACAGACAAAAUAGUUAUGGUUUUUUUAGAUGCCUUUGUCCUUCCUUCAUAACUUUCAAAAGACCACUCUGAUACCUGUAGACGUUACAGGUGUAACUACAAUCUCUUAAUACAAUUAUCAUUCUAUAAUAACUACACUUUCAAUAUCCCAAUUGGAUUUCUGAAUGUAUACAGGUAGUAAAAGAGAUACAGACAAAAAGUGGAAAGCAUUGUGUUGCACAAAUUCUCGCUGUAGUGGCUUUUCUACAACCAGGAAAAUCAAUGAAACAACUGAACAGUUUCACCCCAUUUGAGUGUUAGCAGAGUGUGUUGUGUUAGAACUCAAUUACUGUCAAUUCAGCCGAUUAAGCAAACAAAGACUUGAGCUGAACACAAAGUGGUAUGUAAGAGUAUACGUUGUUUUUUUUAUCAACUGGACCUUUUCCAAAGCUAUAGAGAACAUGUGUAUAGUGAUACCAGAAUUGUUGUUUAUUUUGUGCUCUUUUGGCUGUAAUCACAACAGUUGUGCAGCUGACACCAAGUACGGUAGUCACCUGGUUGUGUUUUGUUGCACAAUUUUUCAAUACAAAAACAGAAUUGAUCUGCUAAUGAUAUGCCUUUGCAUACGCUGUAUCUCCUGAUUGGCUUGUCACUGUAAAUUUAUAGAAAAUGUACAUAUUGGUUUUUUUCAUGUUAUGUUACUUUGUUGAUUUUCUUGGAUAUGUUCCAUGAAAAAGACAUGCUAUCUUGUGUAUGUAUAAGUUGGAUUACAAAUUAAAACAUUUUUGCAUGUUU